Molecule: messenger RNA, 618 nt
Organism: Polyodon spathula (Mississippi paddlefish)
Lineage: Eukaryota; Metazoa; Chordata; Actinopteri; Acipenseriformes; Polyodontidae
Product: syndetin-like
Exons: 6
Coding region: 1-618 (205 amino acids)
Biological process (GO): retrograde transport, endosome to Golgi; endocytic recycling
Cellular component (GO): EARP complex
Molecular function (GO): SNARE binding
Source: RefSeq, a predicted model, not a curated record
AUGAGCCUCAAUGCAGAAGAGUGUGACGAGAGCAGCUCCUUUAACAGAGCCAGCUGGGUGUGCUGCUCGUGGGUCUCCAGUGAAGCAGAGGCGGCUGUUACUGGGUAUGAGUCUGAUGAAUUGGAGAAGUGUGCUUACCAGGAUUAUGAUAGUGACAGUGAUGUCCCAGAAGAACUCAAGAGAGACUAUGUGGAUGAGCAAACUGGAGACGCUCCUGUGAAAAGUGUGUCUCGAGAUACCCUCAGGAGCAGGAAGAAGUCAGACUACAGCCUUAAUAAGGUGAAUGCACCCAUCUUGACGAACACUACCUUGAAUAUAAUCAGGCUUGUUGGGAAGUACUUGCAGAUGAUGAAUAUCCUGAAACCAAUAGCCUUUGAUGUGAUCCACUGCAUGUCCCAAUUAUUUGAUUACUACUUGUAUGCAGUCUACACAUUCUUUGGCCGAAAUGAUAUGCAUGUGCCUAAUCCGCCAGUUUCUGUGCCUGGCAAAGAACAGAGCACUCCUAGGCAGACAACAGUCUGCUCGUAUGAAUCAUCCGGGCUUGGUCUAAUCAGCAGUAGACUCCGAACAACUCUGAACAGAAUACAAGAGAGUCUUAUUUACCUGGUAAGGAUUUGA